This is a messenger RNA of Rotaria sordida, 375 nucleotides long. NCBI's taxonomy places the organism in Eukaryota, Metazoa, Rotifera, Eurotatoria, Philodinida, Philodinidae. The record is from the annotation of a GenBank genome assembly.
AUGGGUUCCUUUGGAAAGCCAUUACCAGUUCCUAGUCGGUUAGCUUAUGCAACAUCUAAAGCAGCUCUCAACAUGAUGACUGUUCAAUUUGAUAAAGAAUUUCGUACACAAAACUGGAAUAUUAAAAUCAAUAGAUUGGCAAAGACCGACAUGAAUAAUAAUAACGAAAGUUAUCCUCCACCAACACAAGCUGCUAGAGCUAUUGUUCAUUUUGCAACAUUGCCUGACGAUGGUCUAUCUGGAGCAUUCUUUGAUUCAGAAAAAAAUCAAAUGCCAUGAGAUGGUUUCAACAGCAAUUCAUUGGUUGGCAUUCAUUUUAUUCAGGCAAUUCUAAGGAUUGCUCAAUAUGAUCGAUAUUCAUUAAAUAGUGUAUGA